CAGUUAUGGUUCUUUUCGCACAUGAUAAGCUCCCAUAUGCGUAAAAGACACGAAUCGGACCUUAUCUCAUGGGUGCAAGUUUAUAUUCAGCAUUUUUCUGACUUAUCAAAGCACCAAACCAAAGAUGGCUGAGACUAUCCUUAGUGUUGUUGCUGAGGAAAUAAUAGGCAAGCUGAUUUCAGUUACUACUGAGCAGAUCAGCCUUGCUUGGGGUUUCAAGGAGGAGUUGACAAAACUUCGUGACUCAUUAACCACGAUUCAAGCUGUGCUGGCUGAUGCGGAGAGAAGGCAAGGGAGCGAAGAGUUCGUGAAGCUUUGGCUGCGAAGGCUUAAAGAUGUUGCUUAUGAUGCCGAUUACGUGCUGGGCGAGUUAGAUUACGAGAUUCUCCGGCGAAAGGUAGAGAUUCGAAACCAAAUGAAGAGAAAGGUAUGCUUCUUCUUUUCAUUCUCAAACCCCAUUGCUUUCCGUCUCAAGAUGGCCAACAAGAUUAAGUCUAUUCAUGAAUCGCUAAAAGAGAUUAAUGAUAAAGCAAAUUCAUAUGGAUUUGCUAGAGCGAGUCCAGUAAAUGCAAACCUAGAGAUUAUCCCAAACCGAGAGACAGACUCCUCCCUUGAUCAUUCAGAAGUUGUAGGAAGGGGAGAUCAUGUCUCAAAAAUAGUUGACUUGCUAACUGGGGCAACCAAAGAACAACUCUAUGUCGUUUCUAUAGUAGGAAUGGCAGGUAUGGGAAAGACAACUUUAGCAAAACAAGUGUACAACGAUGAGCGAGUAAAGAGACAUUUUGAUAGGACAAUAUGGGUAUGUGUCUCCGAUCAUUUUGAUGAUAAAAGGAUCUUGAGAGAGAUUCUUGAGCUCGUUACCCAUACCCCAAAUAAAUUAGAAAAUAAGACUGCGAUUCUUGAAUGCCUUCAAAAAGAGUUGCAAGGAAAAAAAUAUCUUCUCGUACUUGAUGAUGUAUGGAACGAAGAUCUAAUAAAAUGGGAUACUUUGAGGAGUUGUCUAUUAGGAGUUAAUUCAAAUAUGGGAAAAAUUAUUAUUGUAACAACUCGUAAAAGCAAUGUGGCUGAAAUUAUGGAGACACUUCCUCGAUGUAAUUUAAAAAGACUAUCAGAUGAUGAAUGUUGGUUUAUAAUCAUGAAAAAAGUAUCUUGUAAUGAAAUUACUCCAGAUUUGGAAGUUAUCGGAAGAGAGAUUGCUAAAAAAUGUGGAGGGGUUCCAUUAGUUGCGAGAAUUUUAGGAGGGACAAUGUCUUGUAAGAAGGGGAAAAGUGAAUGGUUAGCAAUUCAAAAUAGUAAAGUUUGGAAUUCUCCACUUGACAACUAUGGAAUCUUACCAAUACUAAAAUUAAGCUUUGAUCAUCUUUAUCCACCAUCUCUAAAAAGUUGUUUCACAUAUUGUGCAAUUUUUCCUAAAGAUUAUGAAAUGAAAAAGGAAGAAUUAAUUCAACAUUGGAUGGCUGAAGGGUUCCUUCAAUUGUCUCCAGGAAGAUCAGUAAUGGAGGAUAUUGGUAAUGAGUAUUUUAACAUUUUGUUGGCAAAUUCCUUAUUCCAAGAUAUAGAAAGGGAUGGUUAUGUGAUAUUGUUAGUUGCAAGAUGCAUGAUUGCCCUAAGUAUCUACAAUCUAGAGCACGUGAGAGAUAAAGAAGAAGCCAAAAGUGCAAAAUUAUCGGAAAAGAAAGGAGUAAACAAGUUGGGAUUCCAUUGGAAUAGUGAAAGAGAAGGCACCAUUAACGAUGAAGAUGUAUUGGAAGGCCUUCAGCCUCACCCAUGUUUGAAAAGCUUAAAGAUAGAAAACUUCCAGGGUGAGAAGUUCCCUUCAUGGAUAUUGGCGCGCAAUAACAGUAGUGGUGGUAUGUUACUCUUGGACCAUUUGUUGGAAAUCUUCUUAGAAAAUUGUAACAAGUGUGAAAAAAUUCCUACACUUGGGCAUUUAUCUCAUCUCAAGGUUCUUAAAAUAAAGGGAAUGAAUAAUGUGACAUGUAUGGGAACAGAGUUUUAUGGCAAUUAUAGUGGUGAGGGAUCGAGUAAUAGUAGAGGUGAUAAUGGUAGAAAUGCAAUGUUCCCCUCUUUGGAAAAACUUGUUUUGGAGGACAUGCCCAAUCUAGUGGAAUGGAAGGAUGCGAUGGAGCCAACAAUAACAACAGCAGGAAUGGUUUUUCCUUCCCUCAAAGAAUUGGAAAUUAAAAAAUGUGGCCAGCUCAUAAGUGCUCCAUGUCAUUUUCCAGCUCUCAAGCAACUAAUGAUUGACAACACCAAAAGCAUUGCAUUCAAAAACAUUUGCAGUAAUCUUACUACACUCACGAACCUUUCCAUAGGGGGAGUAUCAGAACUUUCUUGUUUGCCAGAGCAGCUAUUGCAAAAUAAUGCGAGUCUCAUGGAUCUUAGGAUAAGGAGAUGUGCUGAUUUGGAGUCCAUCUCGCCACAUGAGGAUGUGUGGGCCUUCUGCACCUCUCUCCGAUCAAUUCAAUUAGAUCACUGUGAGAAAUUGAGUUAUUUAGCGGACACACUGCGCACCCUUCAAUCUCUCGAGAAAUUAGUAGUAUUCGAGUGUCCUAAUUUGAGGUCUUUUCCAAGUAUACAAGGUGUGGCGUCCCUUCAAUCAUUGGCCAUCUUUUCAUGUCCUAAUUUGAUAUCAAUUCCAGAUAUAGGAGAAUGCUUAAAGACUUUGACGAUUGGUGGGUUUUUUGAGGAGCUGGAUGCUUUCCCCAGUCUCAAUCCCAUCCAACACUUGCGCGCCUCCCUUGAAAAGCUAGACUUGUAUGGAUGGGACAAACUCAACUCUCUUCCGGACGAAAUCAAAUACUUCACUGCUCUUAAAUCUCUGUGUAUAUCUGGAUUUGAUGGAAUGAAAGCUUUGCCCGAGUGGUUGGGCAACCUUUCUUCACUUCAAAUUCUGGAUCUUAAUGACAACAAGAACUUGAUGGAAAUGCCGACAGUGCAAGCCAUAAGCAUUAGUGGUUGCCCCGAAUUAAAGGAAAGAUGUGCGAAGGGGAGUGGCACAGAGUGGUCCAAAAUUGCACAUAUUCCACGUAUCCAAAUCUAA
Molecule: messenger RNA, 3043 nt
Organism: Quercus lobata
Lineage: Eukaryota; Viridiplantae; Streptophyta; Magnoliopsida; Fagales; Fagaceae
Product: putative disease resistance protein RGA4
Exons: 3
Coding region: 125-3043 (972 amino acids)
Molecular function (GO): ADP binding
Source: RefSeq, a predicted model, not a curated record